This is a messenger RNA of Rodentolepis nana, 1482 nucleotides long. The record is from the annotation of a GenBank genome assembly. Lineage: Eukaryota; Metazoa; Platyhelminthes; Cestoda; Cyclophyllidea; Hymenolepididae.
AUGGGACUCGUUUCGCCCAUGGAGUGCCGAAACCACUUUCUAUCCAUAUACGCCUCAGGGAUACUGGCCAAUUUUUAUCACCCAGAACCUCCCAUUCCUGAAAGGGAUUUUAAUGAUUGUCUAGGAGAAUUAUGCCUUAGUAAAACUCCAAUUCCUCGAGAAUGCUGUAAGAAGAUGGGCCUAAAACCGAAGAGGGAUGACUUUGAAUAUGAAUAUGAUAACGACGCAGAAUUACCGAUUACACGGAUUCGUGUUGAUUUUCUGGAUGACGAUCACUAUCGGGGGCUGGUGCUUGCUCUAGUGGAUAUGUAUGAAGAGCGCUUGCGUAGGCGUAGACUUCAUCACGUGUUAUUGGCCAACCUUAAUUUGCUGACGCAUCUCCUGCCCCGGCUACUUCCCCAACACUACGCACCUGCUGCGGCCAAGGCAACAGCAACGAAUGGUUACCAUAGCAGCGGCCAGGCACGCGCAGCGCUUGACCAACCACGGCGCGCUGACAGUGCACUGGUCCGCAAACGUUUGGCUAUAAACCAAAGACGACGGAGGCAACAGUUUUUGGGUCGAGGAUUUCUGGCGGCUUCGCGAAUGAAGUUUCCUCUUGGACAUCAGCACUCUGAAGAUUCUUCUUCGGCCAAGAACCAACAGCCUCCUUCCUCUGUGGAAUCAAUGCAUGAUUCUGGAGUGGGGUACUCAGAAAGUCCACUGUACUCUGUACCCUCGGUAGAUAACUCAAAUGGUGUGACGAACUCUAGUUCGGUUGGAGAUACAGUUGAGAGUGAAAAAACUCCAAUUAAAAAUUGUUCUACUCCACUUUUGGAAACUGGUGCUUGCCAUCCUCCAACUGCGAGUAUCUCUAUGAGAGUUAGUAUUUCUCAAACUACUUCAACAACAAACAAGAAAUCACUGCAUACAUCCAUUUUUGAUCCCCCUUCUGCUCAGCAAGCGAAUAACUGCUGUAUUCCUCCGCACAUUGCAGAAUCAUUGAAACCCCUACUUCGAUUUCUCUCCGCCUCAGAGGCAGAUACACUGCUGAAUCAGCUGCAUAGAGAGCACAUUUUACGACAAGAAAUCGAGCAGCUACAACAGCUUAAGCAAUCCCAAAGCGGGUUUCUUAAUGAAACCCGAUUGGCUGGAUGUACGACUCCACUUUCAAAAGUUGAUUCCUCAGAAGAAGAAGAAUCUACAGAUGAGGAGCAGCGAGAGAAAGCAGACCAACAUUUUCUCCCCCGCGCAAGUAUUCCCUCAUCCACUCAUUUACGGCGCCGACGGUCCCACUCGCUCUUCACUCGCGUAAAACGCGGUGCCAAACGUCAUUCUGAGACCAUUGUUCCUCCACCUAGAGUAUGCCAUCGAACUGGUCUUCGAAGCGACAGAGGUACCAAUUCGACCUCAAAAUCAUCCAGGGGUACCAAGAGGAGGGGUAGACCCCCACUACAUCACCAAGGCAGCAGACAUCACCAAGGUCCUUCCAUCCGUACUUAA